Talaromyces marneffei is the source of this 225-nucleotide messenger RNA. RefSeq lists its product as uncharacterized. NCBI's taxonomy places the organism in Eukaryota, Fungi, Ascomycota, Eurotiomycetes, Eurotiales, Trichocomaceae. The coding region runs from base 1 to 225 and encodes 74 amino acids. The transcript has 2 exons. The record is from RefSeq and is a predicted model, not a curated record.
AUGGUCAAAUUCAGCAAAGGACAAUUAGUCCAAUACGUCCCUUACCACGGCGCAGCCCACACCGGCAAGCCACAAAACCAAGGACGAAUAUUAGACUCUAUAAUUGAUACUACAAAUACAUUUACAGGGGCAUAUAUGGUCCAGAAUGGGAACCGUACGAGGCGAAUGGAGCAUCUUGUCCGCGAGGAGGAUAUUAUCAUGUCGCUAGAGCCGUUUAUGAUGUGA